CGGGCCAUGGGGAGUCGUUGCGGUUUAUGCAAAUCCCUCCCGAGUCUCCUCCUCGCGGCGCCCUGAGCCGACGCCGGGCAGUUCGGUGCAUUUUUAGGAGUUACAUAUUUCAAAAGAGAAAGUAUUGUUUAUAACGUGUGUAGAUUGCUUAGAGCACUAAGCUAAAAUCAGAGCGCAGCUAGUCUACGGGCCUGAUCUGUACUAAAUAUGCGCUGGACUGAAAAGCAUGCCGCAGUGUGGAACUUGUGAAAAGCCGGUAGUCACACAGACAUUUUGCCGGUUGGGGUUGUUCUCUUUGUCUGAGUGAGAGGAGCGUGCUCUUUUGUCUGGGUUUAGCUUUUUGUUUCGGGGUGAAAGCGUCGCUGACAGGUUAUAUUUUUUGGGGGGCAUCGCUGUGUUUUCGCAUACUGAAAAUGCUACACAUUAAGAAAUAUUUAACGGAGGGACUAAUUCAGUUCACAAUUCUUUUGAGUUUAAUCGGAGUUCGCGUGGAUGUCGACACAUACUUGAACGGCUAUCUCUCGCCGCUCCUGGAAACAACUAUUGGGCCAAGUUCAGCUUACAUACAGACAGACUUUCACAAUCUGGGGGACACUUUUGACGGUACUAGUCUGCACCCAAAAUGUCCCGAUUUGGACUACUAUUUCGCAAGCAGGCGGCUCCUACGCGAGGUACGGGCACUGGGCUCUCCUCGGUUCCCCACUCGCGUCAGCGCAUGGUUGGUCCACUUGGUCCCUGGCGGAGCAGAAGCGAGCGCCGCAGCUCAGAAUAGCACCGGGGCUGCGCUGUCAGACGGUGUCACCGACGGCGACAACGGCAGCCAAACCGACGUGGAAGAGGAGGACAGCUGCUCAUUCUACCGGAGAAGGCUACUGGGAGAGGGGAGCCCGCCUGCGGAUCCCGAAAAUGGCACCAGGCCCUGUCCUAGCGCGGCAUGCAAAGAGGACCCUGACACCCUGGGGACGUUGCUACGGCGACAGGGGCAGGAUGACCCAUCUGCAGCGGAGGGAGGGGUCACUGAUGACCCCCCACGCCUGGACUGCGGCCCCGCCCCGGACUCUGAGGGUCUCCAUGGAAACGGCGUGGCGUUGCUGGGGGACCAGCAGUGGCAGGACUUCCUUUCUCUCUCCGGGUUCGAUGACCUGGAAAUGGACAUCUCCAACGCCAUCAGCCAGGACGUGAGCCUGCAGGACGCCAUGGUUACGGGGGGCGGGGCCUCCGGGGCGGAGCCUGUGGGUGUGGUCGGGGGCGGGGCCAGGCGCUACGAUCACCUCGGGGGGGCAGGCUUCCUGGACGAGGCGGUGUUCGAGCAAAUCAACCUGCUGGGGGGCGGGGCCAGCCUGGAGGGGCAGGGCUCCGACUCCGGCCUAUCGCUGGGCUCGGGCUCCCGUAGCCCCGCCUCCCCCGACCCCUUGGAGCUGUCGCCGGGGUUUGAGGGGGCGGCGGGCUGGGACGGAGACGCCAUGGCAACCUUGGAGAGGGCGGAUUCAGUCCGGCACGACCACACCUACCCGGCCCCGCCCCCCUGCCUGCGGGCGGUGAAGGAGGAGCCUGCGAGCGAUGAGGAAGAGGAGGAGGAGGAGGAGCAGCAGGGGGGCAGCAGGGACGAGCAGCGUGCGCGGGCGCUCUGCAUCCCCGUGUCGGUGCGGGACGCGGUGGCCAUGCCCGUGGAGGACUUCCUGCGGCUCCUGGGGCGGGGCCUGGCGGGGCCCCAGGUGGCCCUGCUGCGGGACAUCCGCCGGCGCGGGAAGAACAAGCUGGCCGCGCGGAACUGCCGCCGGCGCCGCCUGGAGGCCAUCGGCCGGCUGGAGGGGGAGGUCUCGCGCCUGCAGCGCCACCGCCAGGCCCUGCUGCGCCAGCGCGCCCACAGCGCCCGCGCCGCCGCCAGCCUCUCCCAGCGCAUCGCCCGCCUCUCCCAGCGCGUCCUCGCCCAGCUGCAGCUCAGCCCCGCACACCACGCCCUGCGCUGCUCCCCCGAGGGCCGCGUCAGCGUGGAGCCCAGGAGCAGGAGGAGGGACAGGAAGCGCUGAGCCAAGAACUGCCCCACCCCGCCGUAACUGCCCCACCCCUGUCCCAGUGCGGAGUGGGGUCUGUCCCUACCAUACUCAGUGUGUCAAAUAUAUAUGUGUGUAUAUGAGAGAGAGAGCGAGAGAGAUUACCUUGUGCCUGUGUGGGGGAGGGGGUCCAGGUGAUGUACCUAAAACACUGGACUGAACUCUUAUAUUGCUGUAAAACAAGGAUUUCUGAAUAAACAUGAUUAUUUCUGCUGUACAGCUGGGGGGUUCGGGAGGGCCGCGGGGCUACAAUGUUCGUGUCACUCUUUUUAAAAAGGAGGAGAGCCUGCUGUGCGUGUGGCUCUGCUCUGCGCACGGAGCCUGCCAGUCCCCGCCCUGAUUGGUUCAUUUUGUGUCCAUGGUGACAGCUGACUGUGCGCAAUUGGUUCCUGAGUGCAGUUGUGAGGGAGGAGGAAGCGUGAUUAGACAGACAGACAGGGGGCGCUGGUGAGCACAUGCUUUUGAUUGGACAGUGAGCUGGACUCCCCUCGGGUUCAGCCAACCAGGAGCAGGCUGUGGGCGGUUGGUUCCGCAGGGUGGCGGUUAAGUGACCUUAACGUGUUAAUUGAAGAAGUGGUUUGCAUUGUGUGUUUCUUUUUUCUUUUCUAAAUGAAUUGAUGCAUUUGUUAUAUGCGCUGUAAUGUACAAAUUCAUAUUUUUGUAUGCAUUCUAAUCUUGCGAUAAUGUAUUUAAUUCAAAUUUGUAACCUUAAAACAUCCAAAACAUCUUUUUUUUAUUUUAAUUUAUUAUGGAAAAAAGUGUUUGUGUGUGGGUUUGUUUUAAAGCAGAAUAAACAGUUCUUCGCUUCCCCACUGGGUUAAGGUGGGAGGUCUCCGAUUGGCUGACACUGGGAUUCAAGUUAGACCCCACUGUAUAAUUGGCUGUCCUUACAUGGUAAGGAGGACUGUCGUUUCCUAUUGGUGGAAAUGACAAGGGCGAGCAUUUCUAUUGGUGCUCUGCACUGACAUCACAGAUGUAUGUGGAAAGGACUGCUUAGAACCUCGGUUUGUCCUGGAAAAAUAAUUCAGUUGGUCACCAAAAACAUAUUUGCUUUGGUCUCCUGGAUGUUUUUAUGUUAUACAGUGCAGUGCGACUGCUGUGGUGUCCAGCUUGCUGCCUCAUCAGUCUGACCUAGUUUGCCAACUCGACUACUGAACUGAUCGUCUGAACACAAGUUGGUGUUUGGUGUUAGCUGGAGGUGGCAGAUGUGCUUCUCAGCCCUGACAGAAUGUUCCAGACCCGGGUCUUCAACACGUUAAAUUUACCAGACACUUUUAUCCAGAGUGACGUAAAGAACGUGCUUGUAGCUUUUAUGUAGCAGAUAUUUACCUGAGCCAUUUCUGUGUAGUACCUUUAGCUCGAUGGUACGAUGAGGAACCUCACCAGAAGCCCUACCUGGGAUUCACACCUGCAGCCUCUGCAGUAUGAGCCCAGCUCCGUGUGAGGCGUGUGCGGCUCCGUGUGCAGCUCCGUGUGCAGCUCUGUGUGAGGCCUGUGCAGCUCUGUGUGAGGCCUGUGCAGCUCUGUGUGAGGCGUGUGCAGCUCUGUGUGAGGCCUGUGCAGCUCUGUGUGAGGCGUGUGCAGCUCUGUGUGCAGCUCCGUGUGCAGCUCUGUGUGAGGCCUGUGCAGCUCCGUGUGCAGCUCCGUGUGAGGCUUGUGCAGCUCUGUGUGAGGCCUGUGCAGCUCUGUGUGAGGUGUGUGCAGCUCCGUGUGCAGCUCCGUGUGAGGCGUGUGCAGCUCCGUGUGAGGCGUGUGCAGCUCUGUGUGAGGCGUGUGCAGCUCUGUGUGCAGCUCUGUGUGAGGCGUGUGCAGCUCCGUGUGCAGCUCUGUGUGAGGCCUGUGCAGCUCUGUGUGAGGUGUGUGCGGCGACCGACACAUGGCCUUCCGUGAGGGUCUGGAUGGUCUGGAUGGUCUGGAGGGUCUGGAUGGUCUGGAUGGUCUGGAGGGUCUGGAUGGUGGGAAAUGACACAACCCAACUAUGAUCCUUUAUGAUUAGUCUGUUUAUUUCUCUUGUUUGGAUUGGAAUAACUUGUUUCUAAUAAACUUUAAUGUUCCUUCUGUGCUUUAUGAAA
Conger conger (European conger) is the source of this 4126-nucleotide messenger RNA. It is a transcript of the gene nfe2l3, whose product is annotated as nfe2 like bZIP transcription factor 3. Gene Ontology annotation, biological process: regulation of transcription by RNA polymerase II. Bases 414 to 2030 code for a protein of 538 amino acids. The transcript has 5 exons. Gene Ontology annotation, cellular component: nucleus. The record is from RefSeq and is a predicted model, not a curated record. Lineage: Eukaryota; Metazoa; Chordata; Actinopteri; Anguilliformes; Congridae. Gene Ontology annotation, molecular function: DNA-binding transcription factor activity, RNA polymerase II-specific; RNA polymerase II cis-regulatory region sequence-specific DNA binding.